UUGUCACAUGAUCCGUCCAAGAUGGCUGCGCCCAUGGCUCUCCGGCAUGGCAGAGUUUUCAUCUCGUUGCUGCGCGCUUGCUCGCGGAAUAGUAGCCAUUCAACGGCUCCCUCUACUGGCCUGCUGAAAAGGAGGGGCCUCCUCCAGUAUCUGUGCGACCGCUUCUACGACAUCGAAGCCUUUGUAGACGGUGGCAUGAAGCUGAAAAGUUGGAAUUUGGAAAGGAAAAACAAGCACUAUAUCCAGAUCUGUGAGAGGUAUGGGGACAAUCUGGCAGCCGCUGUCUUUGCCCUGAUGCUCAAGGGUGGAAUUAGGUUCCAGGGUCAAACAGAAUGGUACCGAGAGAGGAACGAAAAGCGAUAUUGUUUGGAAGUCUCCCAAUACCAAGGGGUCCCUUUGGAAGCCCUUGACUUCAGCGGUUCUGUCAUCAACUACGAUGGUCUGGGCAGCUUGGUUAACCUGAAAACGCUGAAGUAUCUGGAUCUCAGCAGGUGCCCCAACAUCGACGACUGGAGCCUGAGCCGACUACAUGUCUUCAGAGACACUCUGCAGGAACUCUCCCUUGCUGGCUGCCCCCAGAUCACCGAGAGGGGGCUGGCUUGCCUCCACCACCUGGAAAGCCUCAAACGGUUGGAUGUCUCCGACCUCCCUUCCAUUGCCAACAAAGGUUUGGUUCGGAUCUUGCUGGAGGAGAUGUUACCCCAGUGUGAGAUUGUCGGGAUCCACUACGAUGACGAACUUCCUCUGUGCCUCGAAGAUGACACUCACCAAGGUGAAACAGAGGAGCUGCAGGGAGUUGCUUGCAUCUGGAAAAACAGCAAGAUCCCUGCAUGAGUGGGAAGAGUGAAGGAUUUCAGCAAGGUUUCCCUGUCCCCUCUCCUGCCAAUAGUGGCAGUCCCUGGAUUUUUCUGAUUCCUCUUCUCACUCAAGGAAAAAAGAAAGCAAAAGAUACAGUCAUUCUAAACUACACCCAGACUUCUAUUGGUUCAUGUUCCUGGUAGUCGCCCUUAUAAUAAAUGUUCUGCCUCCAUAUUCAGAAGCAAUAUAUCUCUGAGUUCUUCGAUUGUGGAGCGUUCAAUUUAAAAAAGUAAUAAACGAUCAAAGUAGCCCAAAAUAAACAGACAAGCCGUCCUGCUCUUGACUGUACUCAACCUUCCGCUUGACAGAUCUGCGGAUUAUUUUAAGUGGCUUUGAUUGUCUCGCACCUUGAAUUGUGUUUGACUUCCUGGAAAGUUUCUUUUUGUUCUCUGUGGUGGAGAAAGUGACCUCUCCUCAUGGGAUUCAAACCAAAACACUGCCCCAGUCCGCCAGAGCAAAAAUUCGUCUAGGCCAGAGUUCUAUUACAAUAGUGAAUAGUCACGUACCACACACCCUUUGGAUAAUCCCACAAGCCGGCCAUAAAGACAGCAGGCCUUAUCAGUAUCUGGGAGUUAUACUGCUUUUGAAUAUAGAGGUUCCAUCAUAGUUCAUAUUGAUUUUCUUCUGAGUGGAGCCUGCGAUACCUAUUGUUGCAUAACAUGAUAGGCUGGAGUUGUUGAGUCACCUGGCGCCAUUCAAAUAUUUAUGUGCUUGACUUUGGGCCCCAAAAAAGGGCAGAGUGAUCCCGGAUGGGGCUUGUCAUGGCUCAUACAAGAAGAAGGCGGAGGGAAGUUUAAAUUUUUUCUU
Molecule: messenger RNA, 1665 nt
Organism: Eublepharis macularius
Lineage: Eukaryota; Metazoa; Chordata; Lepidosauria; Squamata; Eublepharidae
Gene: DMAC2
Product: distal membrane arm assembly component 2
Exons: 6
Coding region: 22-834 (270 amino acids)
Molecular function (GO): protein binding
Source: RefSeq, a predicted model, not a curated record